AUGGCGGAGCCUCAUGUCACCUCUGCCCUAGCUAAUAUUGAAGCAACGACAAAUCAACAGCAUAAGCCACAGCUUUACAAUGAACUCCUCUCCAAAAUAAUAUCAUCCCCCUCUUCUCCGAACAUUGAACCCAACCUCGUCGCUUUCCUAAACUCCAUCCUCGGCGACACCGUCGGAAUCGUUGCUGCCCGACCCCUCCUUGAUAACUUCAUCAACUCUCUCCGAAAGCUACCAGCCAAGGUCAUAAUCGCGGUUGGGCAAAAUGCGCUAUCCGAGAUACAAUCCCACUCAACCUCUGCUGAAGCACAGGAUGCAGUUCUGAGGGAAAUUCUUGCAGACGCGUAUGAGGCAGAAGAGGAUUUUACACAAGCAGCCAGAGUCUUACAGGCAAUCCGUUUCGACAGUUCCCAGCACCUCAUGUCCGACGAUGCGAAGGUGCGCAUAUGGAUUCGUAUCGUACGACUAUAUCUAGAAGACGACGAUACGACAAAUGCAGAGAGCUUCUUAAACAGAGUCAAGAACAUGCCUACCAAAAUCGAAGACCCGGAGCUGACACUUCACUUCCAGCUCUCCCAGGCGCGCAUUUCAGAUUUUAACCGCCGAUUCCUCGAUGCAAGCCAGCAAUAUCUCAAUGUGAGUUUAUCCGGGGAAAUUGAGGAAGAAGACCGUCUCCAAGCUCUUUCUGCCGCCAUUAUAUGCGCCGUUCUCGGACCAGCUGGUCCCCAACGUUCCCGCACUUUAUCCCGUUUAUACAAGGACGACCGAUCAUCUUCUCUCGGAAUAUACAAUAUAUUGGAGAAGAUAUUUAUGGACAGGCUGCUCACAGCUGGGGAGGUGAAGGCAUUCGCGGAGAAGCUAGUCCCUCACCAACUCGCUAUAACGGCAGAUGGAUCCACCGUGCUUGGUCGAGCUGUCAUCGAACACAACCUCCUCGCUGCCAGUCGACUGUAUGAAAAUAUACACGUGGAGGAAUUAGGAAACAUUCUCGGGCUCGAGGCUAGCGGGGAUUUGAGCGCUGGAGAGAGGGCAGAGGCAUAUGCUGCACGCAUGCUUGAGCAAGGCAGAUUAAAAGGUAGUAUCGAUCAGAUUAAAGGUGUGAUUUAUUUCGAGUCAGGAAUCCCCGGUGUUGGCCCCGGGGCAGAGUCGGCGGGACGUAGUUUAAGAGUCUGGGAUGCUGGCGUCCAAAAUUUGGCUGAGGAGGUGGAAAGGGUGGCAGCUGCCAUUAUAGAUCAGUUUCCGCUCAAUACAUCGCUACCACCUGCCUGGCCAGAUUCCAUCACUGCAUAUGGCAAAAGGGUUAUUCCAAGUUUAGAUGAGAUGAGAUCACACGAAGUUUUUGAUGAAUAUAUGAAACGCACGAAGGAAGAUCCUUCCGUGUCCGUUUAG
Messenger RNA from Blastomyces gilchristii SLH14081, 1386 nucleotides. RefSeq names its product COP9 signalosome subunit CsnD. Lineage: Eukaryota; Fungi; Ascomycota; Eurotiomycetes; Onygenales; Ajellomycetaceae. Gene Ontology annotation, cellular component: cytosol; COP9 signalosome. The transcript is spliced from 2 exons. The record is from RefSeq and is a predicted model, not a curated record. Bases 1 to 1386 code for a protein of 461 amino acids.